CUACGGGCGUCAAGGCUCAGACCGCAGCAAUUGCAGAUUUUACAUGUCAGAUAGAAGUGUGAAAGGGCAUGAGACGGGAAGCCGACGAACAGGGGCCCAGGAGGUAACGAAACCGAAGAAUGGGGUAUUCAAAUCGGGGAUAAAGAGAAGUCUGCAUUUAUUUCAUUCCGGCUAAGCUUUGCAAGCAGUGACUGCAAUCUGGUUCAUCAUUUUCCUUCUGAUAAAUCCAUUUAUUACAGGGAUUCCUUCAAGGAGACAGCGCGGAGCCGGGCUAGAGGGGAGCACAAUGACAACCUGGUGAAUGUAUACAAUUGGAUUAAAUAAAGCAGUGCGAAAACGCAGUAUGCGCAUCACCAACCCGAAGUGAUGAAUAGCAAAACAGGGAAACAAGACUGUAUUUGUGGUGUAGCCUGUCCAGAGUAUUUUGCUGUGCUGAUGAUCGAUCUAUUUCUCCAUCAUCCUCCCCUUGCCGGUGUUGGAAUAUAAUGGAGAGCUCCAAUGGCUCUGGCAGCGAAACCAAACCGCAAAACCACCAGUUGGAAAAGAAACGGUUGAACAGAGCACCUUCCCCGGCAAGACCUUUUCUGAAGGAUGUCCACUCCCGGUCGCCUAAACCACCUGCAAUUGUACCAAAAUCCCCCAAAUUGAAUAAGCAGCAAUCAUCCACAGUGCCCUUAACCAAUCGCAGCUCCAGACGCACCAUAACUGGAGCGAAAGACAAACCAGCAACGGUAAAAAGUAACAUCAAGUCCUCUGUCACAAAAAAGAUAAUAAAGGUCACCCAACAUGCAGCACUUGAGCCUAAAAUCGCCAGCAAGGGGGACAGCAGCAGUCCUAUCCUCGUCAAAGGCAAGAAGGGAAAAUUAGCCUCACUGUCUCAUAGUCCGUUUAGCCAUGACUCUCCAAUACGUGUUCCAACUGGUGCUACCCUCGGCAGGGUUAGUCAAACUGACAGCAGCUCAGAUUUAUCAGAUUGUCCUUCGGAACCGCUGUCCGACGAGCAGAAGCUCGUUCCGGUUGCUAGUAGCGAUGCAGAGUCGGGCACCGGCUCUGGCAGUGACCGGGAUCAGGUGGGAGCGGAUAAUCCGCUGCAGGCAGCAUCAUCCUCAGAAGCUACCGGAGGGGCUGUUGCUCCAUUGCGCGUAGUGGAGGCUGGCGCGGCGGCGGCUUCUCAGGCGAAGGGAAGCAUGUCUCAUGCUCAGCACAGCACAGGUGCACACGGAGAGAAAUGUAAACAGGAGAAUCCAUCAACAAGCGCACAAUUUAAACUGGAAGGAAGCAAGUAUUUAAUUGAGGAGGAUUUGCUAAGGGAGAUUGAAGAUCUUCGUUCAGAAAACGACUACCUCAAGGAUGAAGUGGACGAGCUGCGGGCCGAGAUGGAGGAGGUGCGGGACAGCUACCUGGAGGAGGAGGUGUACCAGCUGCAGGAGCUGCGCCGCGAGCUGGACCGCUCCAACAAGAACUGCCGCAUCCUGCAGUACCGCCUGCGCAAGGCUGAGCAGCGCAGCCUGCGGGUGGCCCAGACCGGCCACGUGGACGGGGAGCUGCUCCGCAACCUGGAGCAGGACCUGAAGGUGGCGAAAGACGUGUCAGUGCGUCUACACAACGAGCUGGAGAGCGUGGAGGACAAGCGUACCAGAGCGGAGGACGAGAACGAGAUCCUCAGGCAGAAGAUCAUCGAGGUGGAGAUCUCCAAACAGGCACUGCACAACGAGCUGGAGAGGGCCAAAGAGACUGCGUUAAGGAGGAGAGGGAGCAGAGAAGCAUUCAAGGACAAGAAAUCCAUUACCCAGGAGGACAGUGCAGACCUCCGAUGUCAGCUCCAGUUCUCCAAAGAGGAGUCCACCUUGAUGAGGAAGAAGAUGGCCAAGCUGGGCCGGGAGAAGGACGAGCUGGAGCAGGAGCUGCAGAAGUACAAGUCUGUGUACGGGGACGUGGACAGCCCCCUGCCCCUGGCCGACUGCCCCGGCGGGGGCCCCCACAGCACCCGGGAGGCCGAGCUCCGCCUGAGGCUGAAGCUGGUGGAGGAGGAGGCCAACAUCCUGGGCAGGAAGAUCGUGGAGCUGGAGGUGGAAAACCGGAGCCUGCGCUCGGAGAACGACGACAUCCGCUGCCAGUACGAGAGGGACUGCUUCGGCCGCGAGCCCUUCUCCAGCGUGCCCUCCUCGCCGUACGGCGGCGACGCACUCGACUCAGCCAGCGAGCUGCGGCGCCACCUGCAGUUCGUGGAGGAGGAGGCGGAGCUGCUGCGCCGCUCCAUCUCCGAGAUCGAGGACCACAACAAGCAGCUGACCUCGGAGCUCAACCGCUUCAAGUUCGGCCCCGGGGUGGGCUCCGCCGGGGGCGAGGAGGCGGCGGGCGGAGAGGCGGGGCUCUACAAGCCCGGCAACGGCAACGCCGGGAGCGUGGUGUUGAUGGAGGAGCUGAAGGCUGCCCGGAUGCAGAUCAACGAGCUGAGCGGCAAGGUGAUGAAGCUGCAGUACGAGAACCGCGUCCUGAUGUCCAACGUGCAGCGCUGCGACCUCGCCGCUCACCUGGGCCUGCGGACGGGCAGCCCUCGCGACGGCGACGCCGAGAGCGACGGCGGGCCCCGGGAGGCCGCCGAGGACGAGGAGGCGGGCCGGAUGAUCCUCCUGCACCCCAAGCGGGAGGGGCCGGUGGGAGGCGAGAGCGACUCGGAGGACCUGUUUGAGAAGACGGCCACGACCUCGGGGUUCGCCAGCGUCAAGCCCUCCGACGGCAGCGAGCUCAGCGCCGCCGAGCUGGCCAAUCGCAGGAGAGAGGACCGCGAGACGUUCAUCAACGUGAGGCGGGAGGCGGAGCGUCUCGGGAAGACGGUGGACCGGCUAAUCACAGACACCGACAGUCUGAUCUAUGACGGCAGGCUGAUUGUGACUGGCGCAGAGAGCCUGGAGGGCGUGGCCUUCAGGGGCGGGGAUCACUCUGCAGGGGGCGGGGCCAAACCCGACUCCCAAGUCCUGGACACCAUCAACUCUCGUAUGAAGUCCUUCCGCACGGAGCUGCACAUGUUCCUGGAGAAGGUGGACCACCUGGGGGAGGGCAUGAGGGACAGGGUGGAGGACCUCUCGCCCAUGCCCAACCUGACAGAGUCCAGCAGCUUCCUGUCUGGGGUCACCUCCAUGUCCCGGGACUCUCCCAUCGGAACCCUGGGAAGGGACCUCGUCACGGACUUCCAGCUCCGCGACACGGCUGGCGCUGAGGCCCAGUUCCGUCUGGAUCAUGAACGCAGGCUGAGAGCUGGGCCGGACGACCGAGAGGUCAUCUUUGGUCCUAUGACACAGGAGGAGGAGCGGAGGCGUCUGGAGGUGCGUCGGGGGGGUCUGGAGCUGCAGGGGCUGCAGCAGCCCCGUGAGGCUCCCUGGCUCCAGGAGAGAGCCCUGCUGCAGCACGAGGUGGGCCUGUUUCGCCACAACACCAUCCUCUUCUACAUGAAGCUGCGCUGGAUCCUCACGCACUGGAGGCUGGGCCGCCGGGCCGACCCCGGGGACGAGGCCGCGCACUCUGAGUAUGAGAAGUUGGAGAACAUUCCAGAGCUGGCAAUGAUCAUGGAGCAAGGGGAGGGGGAGAUGGAGAGAGAGGAGAGGUCCUGCAUCCCUCAGACCCCAGGGGACACCCCAGACCAGGGACCUAUGGUUGUGCUCCAUUCCCCUGAACAUCUGCAGCACCAGAGACAGGUGGGGGAGAACCGGCGGGUGCUGCAUGCCCUGCGGAUGUUGCUGGAGGAGUUCCGGACUGAGCUGAGGGAGGAGGAGACCAGACGGUGCCAGCUGCAGCAGACCUACGCCAACGAGAAGGCCUCCUGGGAGGUGAAGUGGGCAGAGAUGCAGUGCCACGUUGCACAGCUGGAGGAGGCACGGGGGGAGGUGAGAGGGGAGGCCCAGGGCGGAGCUGGAGCUCGGGGCGGGGACGGAGGAGGAGGAGGAGGAGAGCCUGACUGGGCCUUCCAGCAGGAGAGGGAGGAGCACCGUCGCCUCCUGGCCGACAGCCACAGCACCUCCCUGGACCUGCGCUGGAAGCUGCAGCACAGCGAGAAGAGGUGGGGCCGGGAGAGGGCCGAGCUCCUGGAGCGCUUCGACCGCGAGAGGCAGGAGUGGGAUGGCAGCAUGAGGGACAUGCAUCGCAAGAUGGACAGGUUACAGAGAGAGGUGAAUGUCCGCCGCACCGAGGGCUCACCCGCCGAUGUCAAAGAUGGGGUGGGCCACAGGGGCCUGUUCUCCCCCCAGGACAGCCCCUGUAAGCCCCCCCGGUCACCCCACUCCCCUCGCUCCCCCUGUCUGGCCACCGGCCCUGCCCCUGUCCUCCCCACGCGAUCCCACUCGGACUCGGAGGCCGUGCUGGGGGAGCAGGGGGCUGUGGUGAGGCUGAAAGGGCCGACGGAGAACCUCUUCCUGGAUGCUCUGUCGCUGGACCUCCUGAGUGGGGACCUGGAGGUCCCCCUACCCUCCAGACUGGAGAGUGAGAAGAGGUUCCCCUGCGUGAAAGAGGCCCUUAAUGAGAUAUCAGACAUGGAGGCUCAGUCUGCCUUUGAGGAGGAAGAUAUAGGCUCUGGAAGCCUCCUCAGGGCCAAGUCUGUCUGCUCCAUGAGUGAUUUCCAGCGCCUGAUGGACAGUUCUCCCUUCCUCCCUGAUAAGAGUCGCCACGGUGACAGAGGCCAGGACGACGUCACCCCUCCUUUGUCCCCUGACGACCUCAAGUACAUUGAAGAGUUUAACAGCAAGGGCUGGGACUUCCCCUCUGCUCCCUCCUCCUCUGCCCUGGAGGCCUGGGGAGAGAGGCCCGGGGAGGGCCGGAUGGGAGAGCCUCCUUUGGAUCCAUUCCAGCCAGCCUCCUGGUUCCUCACCACCAGCGCCACCCUGACCACCAACACCCUGAGCAGCCCCGAGCACUGCCAGAGGUCCCCCAUCCGUGGUAAUGGAGCGGGGGCUGCGGGGGGCGACCACCACGGCGUCCACGUCCUCCACAGCCCCACCAGACCAGGCACCGCCCACCGUCCUGCGACCCCCGAGUCGGACUUCCUCUACGCUAAAGGCACGAAAGGCAGAGGCGCGAGCGAGCCUGGGGCAGGGGGGCCCGAUGAGGUGUUUGGCAGUGGGAGGUGGCCCUGUGAGCUCCCCCGGCAUCACAAAGAGCUCCUGGAGGCCGGGGGUCUGCGGCCCCCUGCAGACCGCCCCCCGCUGUGCCCCACAGUGAGCUACGCCUCCUCCCUGGAGCUGCAGCUAUCUCGAAACCUGAGCGACGACAUGAAGGAGGUGGCGUACUCCGUGCGGAACGCCAUCCGCUCCAGCCCGGGCCCCGAGCGGCCGGAGACGCGGCAGGUGCGCGACACGGCGUGCCAGACCAACGGCUUCACCACGCGGGGCACCCAGACCACCCAGACCAUCAGCGUGGGCCUGCAGACGGACGUGCUGAGGAACCUGACCAGCAGCCCCCACCGCUGCCUGACGCCCAAGGGAGGCGGCUCCACGCCCAUCUCCUCGCCCUCCCGCAGCCUGAGGAAGAUCCAGUACUCCCCCGUGGUCCAGAACAAGUUUGAGAGGCCCUGCUGUUCCCCCAAGUGGGGCUCCCCCAAGCUCCAGCGCAAGCUCUCCACCUCCAGCAAGGCAGACCUGCCCACGGCCGCACGCUCGCCCACCCCCACCACCCCCCAGAAGGGCAACAGCGAGUCCGCCUGGGCACGCUCCACCACCACCAGAGACAGCCCCGUCCACACCAGCAUCAACGACGGCCUCUCCAGUCUCUUCAACAUCAUCGACCACACGCCGGUGGCCUACGACCCACCGCCAAAGUUCAGCAAGUCCCCUAGCCGUUCCAGGCCAGCUGAACCCGGCCCUCCUGGUGGUCCCGGGGGCCCCGCAGAGGCCAGGUCCCUGGGGGCAGUGCAGGAGUUCCUGAGGACAGUGAGGGGCCGCUCCCCCAGCCCCGUGCAGCUGGUUGUGGAGGCGCAGGGGGAGAGGACCCCCGAGGUGGUGAGCGUGCGCCAGGACCUGUCGGCCCCGCCGGGCUACACGCUGGCAGAGAACACGGCGCGCAUCCUCAACAAAAAGCUGCUGGAGCAGAGCUUCAAGGAGGACAAGAAGCUCCAGGGCGGCAGCCUCAGCAGAGAUGCCAAGCAGGGAGAGCCAGACAGGGGACAAGCUGGAUGUAUAGAGGACCUCCCACGCUCUCCUGUGGCCCCGCCCCUGGAGUCCUGCUUCCUGAGACCUGCUCGACCUGCCAACCGCCGCCCUCCCUCCCGCUGGGCGGCCCACUCCCCCUCCUCCUCCCCCCGGUGGUCUGAGGGCGUAGAGCGGAGGUUCACCUUCCCCCUAACAGGGACCAGUAAGACAAUACUGGAGCUAGAGGAGCCAGGAGUGGACAACCCUCCAGCAUGACCGCCAGGUCCUCCUCUGACGUGUCUCCUCCUCUACCUGCUCUCCUGUCGGAGCCUAAACAGACCCCUUACCUCAGAUCCCACUUGGGAAGACUCAGGAGGGACAGGGAGGGGUUGAGACUCAGUAGCACCAGCUGACCAAUGAGGACAAAGAACCCAGAACUUUAUUUGUGAAGAACCUGGAAUGUACUGUAACAACAAUGACAACAACAACAACAAAUCCAUAAGAGGUGCCUGUACACACAGUUAUUCAUAGGCCCGUAUGUGUGUAUAUAUGUAUGCAAUACAUGUAUGGAGGAAGUGUAUUUCAAUUACUGUACAACUAUUUUUCAGGAUACUCUAAAGGAAAACUAUAGAUCUGAUCCUGUACUUGUCCAAACAUAAAGGUUUACACAGUUUUUGUCUGUUUACACGUUAUCUUUCUUUUUGUUUAUUUGGACAUUUAGUACAAUGCACUAGUUUAUUCUGCCAACAAUCCAUAUUUAUGCUAUUUUCGUAUGUUGAACAUGUUACCUUAAUUGCUUUUCCCAGCCUUUGAAGCUUGAAUGAAGAGUAUUCAGUUGUAUCUUGAGGAGACAAGACUCUUUCUACGGAAGCAGAGACACAUGAUGUCAAUUAAGAUGUUGAUGUGUUUAUUUAUUUCUAUGUUCAAAUGAAUGUUAAACUGUACAAACACUUAGAUAAGGGACAACUACAACUGAAUAACCGUAUGCAUAUUUGGAAGGCAGUUGUACAAAUAUCUGUCACAUAUUUGCAUGCCUUUUGAACUAGCACUUUAGUGCAUGUACAGAAAUGCUGUCGUUACUGAUCAUCACUGAGCUCAAUGUAUGAAGAAAAAAAGAACAUUGUGAAUGUACACUUGAUUUUUCCUUUUGUUGUCCUUUAAUUUGCAUUGACUAAAGUAAAAAACACCACUUUUUAAAUUAUCAAUCUAUUAUGCUGUCUUUGUACAGUUGUCACUAUGGAAUAGGAUCAGUUUUUUCUUUAACAAAGAAAAACGGGAUUGUAAAAAAAUGAAUGUUUUAAACAAGAGUCUAUGUUAAAAGUCUAAGUCAAUAGUCUAAUUGGUAAUAAACACGAAUGUGUAU
Hypomesus transpacificus is the source of this 7479-nucleotide messenger RNA. RefSeq names its product microtubule cross-linking factor 1. The transcript is spliced from 14 exons. Lineage: Eukaryota; Metazoa; Chordata; Actinopteri; Osmeriformes; Osmeridae. The record is from RefSeq and is a predicted model, not a curated record. Gene Ontology annotation, biological process: regulation of autophagy. Bases 486 to 6392 code for a protein of 1968 amino acids.